Molecule: messenger RNA, 3068 nt
Organism: Phragmites australis (common reed)
Lineage: Eukaryota; Viridiplantae; Streptophyta; Magnoliopsida; Poales; Poaceae
Exons: 4
Coding region: 200-2419 (739 amino acids)
Biological process (GO): regulation of mRNA processing; protein phosphorylation; spliceosomal complex assembly
Molecular function (GO): protein kinase activity; ATP binding
Source: RefSeq, a predicted model, not a curated record
GGUGAUGCUCCCUCCCUCCCACCCCACCACCAUCUCCCUCCGCGAUUCCCAGCCCAAUUAACCCGUUCCAAUUAACCCAGAAGGAAGCGCGCGCCGCCGGUGGGAUCGCUGGAGACCGACGCGGACCCACCGCACCUGUCAGGCCGGAUCCUUGAAAUACGAGGCGCAGGAGGCAGCGUAGGAGGAGGAACCGAGGAGGAUGUCGCGGGUGGCGUCGUUGUCGCCGUUGUUGUCGGGCGACGACGAGGUGGAGGUGGAGGAGGAGGAGGAGGACGAGGGCGUAGACGGCUACCGCAAGGGAGGCUACCACGCCGUCCGCCCUGGGGACUUGUUCGCCGUUGGCCGCUACGUCGCCCAGCGGAAGCUCGGCUGGGGCAACUUCUCCACCGUCUGGCUCGCCUUCGACGUUCAAUCCCAGAAAUACGUGGCUCUUAAGAUCCAAAAGAGUGCACCUGAGUUUGCGCAGGCUGCUCUUCACGAAAUCGAAUUCCUGUCGGAAAUCACCAAGAGGGAUCCGUCGAACUGCAAAUGCAUCAUUCAGUUGAUAGAUCACUUCAAGCACACGGGGCCGAAUGGGCAGCAUAUCUGCCUCGUCUUUGAGUUCCUGGGAGAUAGCUUGCUUAAGCUGGUACAAUACAACCGGUACAAAGGCAUUGGGUUUGGUAGGGUGAGGCAAAUAUGCAAGUCGAUUUUGGUAGGUCUUGAUUACUUGCACAGUGAACUUGGCAUAAUCCAUUGUGAUUUGAAGCUUGAGAAUGUUCUCCUUCUUUCAACAAUUGACCCCUUGAAGGACCCCAUACGCUCUGGGCUUAAACCCAACCUUGAGAGGCCUGAGGGGAAUCCUAAUGGAGAAGUUGGUCUUAAUCCGAUUGAGAAGAAACUAAAGAUGAGAACAAGGAGGGUGCUUGCAAAGCUUGCUGAGAAAAGAAAAUCAGUUGCAGAAUCUUCACGCACAGAAAGGAGCUUGGAUGGGAUUGAUCUGACAUGCAAGAUUGUGGACUUUGGGAAUGCUUGUUGGGCUGACAAGCAGUAUACAGAUUUCAUUCAGACAAGGCAAUACCGGGCACCAGAGAUCAUUCUAGCUGCAGGAUAUUCGUUUUCUGUUGAUAUGUGGUCAUUUGCGUGUAUUGCUUUUGAGCUUGCAACGGGCGAAAUGCUAUUUACACCCAAGGAAGGCCAUGGAUACAGCGAAGAUGAGGAUCACUUGGCUUCGAUGAUGGAGUUCCUUGGCAAGAUGCCAAAAAAAAUUGCUACCAUGGGAACACGAUCAAAGGAGUAUUUUGACCGACAUGGAGAUCUAAAGCGGAUAAGAAGGCUGAAAUUCUCAUCUGUCGAACGCAUCCUUGUUGACAAAUACAAAAUUUCUGAAUCUGAUGCCCAGGAAUUUGCCAAUUUUCUUUGCCCUUUACUUGACUUUGCACCAGAGAAGCGGCCAACAGCUGCACAAUGCCUACAGCAUCCAUGGCUUCAAUAUGAUGAUGAUAAGGCUUGUGGGGCUCUUAACAACAAUGAUGCCAAGAAUGUUGAUCUGACUCACAGCACAGGAGUCAUCACCAGCAGUGAUUGUAAGAAUAUCGAUGCGGUACACAACAUUGGCAGCCUCACUGGCAACUGUGACAAAAGUAUAUAUGCAAAACGCAACACUACAAGCAUUGCCAACAAUGCUUCGACGAAUGCUGAUGUACAGCCCAAUAUCGGAAGCAUUGCCAACAGACAUGCCAAAAAUGCUGUUGCGCAGCCCAAUAUCGGAAGCAUUGCCAACAGACUUGCCAAAAAUGCUGAUGUAAAUCUGAACGUUGGAUCCAUUGUUAACAGAGAUGACAAGAACUCUGAUAUUAAGCCUCCCAUUGGAAGUAUCACCGACAGAGAUGCCAAAAGCUCAAAUGUAAAGCUGGACACUGGAAACACCACCAAAAGAGAUGCCAAAACUAGUGAUAUUAAGCCCAACACUGGCAGCAUCACCAGCAGAGAUGACAAGAGUAGUGAUGUGAACAACAACACUGGAAGUGUUGUCAACAAAGAUGUGAAGCGCAGCUUACAAAGUGUUGUCAAUUAUUAUAUCAAGAACUUUGACGUGAAUUGCAAUGCUGGAAGCAUUGCCAAUAGUGAUGCAAAGAACUUAGAUAAGAAGCCCAGCACUAGAAGUGUUGCCAGUGUUAAUGAUGCCAAGAGUAUGAGCUUAAAGCCAAACAGUAGAAGCAUUGAGAGCAAUGAUGCCACCAAUAUUAAUGUAAAGACCAAUGUUGGAAUUGUCGCCAACAGUGAUGCCAAGAACACUGAUGUACAGACUAACACUGGAAGUGUCGCCAACAGUGACAAUAAUAGUGUCGAUACAAAACCAAACAUUGGUCGUGUUGCUGCAAGUAUACAGAGGUUGGAGAGCAGCAUGAGUAAAGUGCAAAUAGGGAGAUAUCGGUGAUAAAAUGCCCAUGCUUGUGCUGACGAAAUACCUAUUUUCACCGGCUUGGAUAUCGUUUCUUGUGGAGAGGCGUAUUCUUUUGCAUUAGAUUUCUACUAUUGAUUUGAUCAUUGAGGUUAAUAACUACUUAUGCAGAGCCAACAUUCCUCAAGAUUGAGGACCUGGCAGGUACCAGCUGGCGCUCUUGUAUAUCUCUAUUCCUGCUAACUGUACAAAGUUUUGUAUUUGCCCACAGAAUAUACAUGGAGGUACAUAUUUCCCGUACAUACCUUGGAACAAAUUGUAUUAAUGCUCACAGAUUGACACAAUCAAAAUUACAUUACAUUUUUUUUGGAAUUUUUGGUGGGUAAAUAUGGAAGUCUGUUCGUGAAUAUAUGCAUAUAUGAAGUAGUAACAGAGAUUGCCGUUCCUGUUAUGGUGGAUGCACUGGAAAUGGUAUAAUUAUACUCUCUUGUUCCUGCUCUCAAGGAAAAGCAAGAUUGGCCUAUUUCUAACACGGAUUGCCAUUUAUCUGAGCAGGGGGUUGACAUUUUUGUUUGGUUUCCUGGUGUGAGAUUUGCUUGUAAAAAGUGGGACGAUGUGUUGUAUGAAACUAUUCUUUGAUGUUCUCUGUAGUGAACAACUAUCAUAUAGAUGGAAUUUCUCGCUC